AUGCCACAGCCCGCGCCGCAGUUCUUCCCUUUUGAGGAAUUUCUUUGCAGAUGUUGUGGUUGUGGGCAGGGGGAAUAUCUGGAAACCGCGUUGCUUUCUUCAAUUCGACGAGCCGCUCACGACAUGGUGACGCGGUUUGAGGGAAAAGGGGCAACCCAGGCAGGCGGCCAAAAAGGAGAGGAGGUGAGCGGGGGUAUUGUGGGAUUAGAGAAAGAAGCCGUGGGGGUAGUUGGGGAGUUGCUCCUGGGUGUGGUGGCCUUUGGAGUGGUGCUUUUGGGAGUGGUGCUCUUAGGGGUUGUGCUCUUAGGAGUGGCGCUCUUAGGGGUUGUGCUCUUAGGAGUGGCGCUCUUAGGGGUUGUGCUCUUAGGAGUGGCGCUCUUAGGGGUUGUGCUCUUAGGAGUGGCGCUCUUAGGGGUUGUGCUCUUAGGAGUGGCGCUCUUAGAGGUGGUGCCCUUAGGGGGAGUCCCUGUAGGGGUGCUGCUGCUGAGACUGGCAUAA
Molecule: messenger RNA, 498 nt
Organism: Closterium sp. Naga37s-1
Lineage: Eukaryota; Viridiplantae; Streptophyta; Zygnematophyceae; Desmidiales; Closteriaceae
Source: the annotation of a GenBank genome assembly